Lates calcarifer (barramundi perch) is the source of this 4302-nucleotide messenger RNA. RefSeq names its product leucine-rich repeats and calponin homology (CH) domain containing 3 (gene lrch3). The record is from RefSeq and is a predicted model, not a curated record. Gene Ontology annotation, molecular function: protein binding. NCBI's taxonomy places the organism in Eukaryota, Metazoa, Chordata, Actinopteri, Centropomidae.
GCAUGCUCCGCUCUGAGUUUAGGGUGGGAGAGUUAGCCGUUAGCACGGAGAGCUAACAGCCGGAGUGUGUAAUGGCGGCCUCGGUGUUGUUGGGGUCUGCGGACAACACCGGACUCAGCUUCACGGUGGGAGGCAGCGGAGGAGGCGGCGGCGCCGGGAAUGUUUUAAUCGGGAAUAAUAAUGGACUGGGGCCGGCGGGGCCGGCGCCCUGGAACCGUUCUCUGGACCGGGCGCUGGACGAAGCCUCGGCCACCGGGUGUCUGAACCUCAGCGGCAGGAAGCUGAAGGAGUUCCCCCGGAGCGCCGCCAACCACGACCUGACGGACACCACCAGGGCUGAUCUGUCCCGUAACCGUUUGUCGGAGCUCCCUCUGGAAGUCUGUCUGUUCGUGUCUCUGGAGAGUCUGAACCUGUACCAGAACUGUCUCCGGUCUCUGCCUGACAGUCUGCUCAACCUGCAGGCCCUCACCUACCUGAACCUCAGUCGUAACCAGCUCCCGGUCCUCCCUGUCGUGGUCUGCAGUCUCCCUCUGAAGGUCUUGAUCGCCUGUAACAACAAACUGGUUUCUCUCCCGGAGGAGCUGGGUCAGCUGAGACACCUCACCGAGCUGGACGUGAGCUGUAAUGAGAUCCAGACUCUGCCGUCUCAGGUGGGUCAGCUGGAGGCUCUGAGAGACCUGAACAUCAGGAGGAACCACCUGGUCAGACUGCCUCCAGAGCUGGCGGAGCUUCCUCUGGUGCGUCUGGACUUCUCCUGUAACAAAGUGACGUCCAUUCCCGUCUGUUACCGGCGCCUCACACAGCUGCAGACCAUCGUCCUCGACAACAACCCCCUACAGACCCCACCUGCACAGAUCUGUAUUAAAGGGAAGGUCCACAUAUUUAAGUACCUGAACCUGGAGGCCAGUAAGACGACCCCUGACCUCCCAGACUACGACAGACGACCUCUGCCCUUCAACUCCUGUGUUGAUGAGCUGUACCCUGGUCGUCCGUACGGAGCGCUGGACUCAGGCUUCAACAGCGUCGACAGCGGAGACAAGAGGUGGUCAGGGAACGAGCCCUCAGAGGAGCUGUCAGAGCUGCCACAGAGAGUGGCUGAGAUCAGCAGAGACCAGAGACAGAGACCAGGAGGAGGAGGUCCACUGCUGGCUAAUGGAUCAUAUGUGGAACUGGAGCAGAUUGACUUCAUAGACAGCUGUGUGGAGGAGGAGGAGGAGGGGAGGAGUCGAGGAAGAGGAGGAGGAGGAGGAGACAGCAGCAGCCUGAGCUCUCAGUUCAUGGCUUACAUUGAGAGACGCAUCACCAGAGAGGGUUCUCCAGUGAAGAGCAGCUCGUCCAGAACAGAGGACACACGGAGACACAACAGGAGCGUGGUGGAUGGAGUCACAGCACCCUCUACCUCCCACAGUCAGAGAGGAGGUGCAGGGUCAGGAGGGGUGGAGAGGGUGAGGAGGGAGGCUCAGCUUGCUGCUCUGAGGUACGACGAGGAGCGACAGAGGAACAGGUCUCUGCAGAGAGACGUUACCAAGCAUAAAGCAGCUCAGAGUCCAACAAAGUCCAGUCCAGACAGUGAGACUGUCUACCCCUCCAGACGCUCCACCCAUACCGAUGACUCCGCCCUCUUCAUGGGAGAGGACCGAGCAGCUCUUUCUCCAACAACCAAUCACUCGCCUUCUUACCCCAGCUCAGGGGGCGGGGCCUCCUGUCGCACCGCCAGCCUCAGGCCAGAGAGUUUCCUGUUUCGUCUUGGCCAGAAAGAAGAGAAGAGGAAAGGUGACGCUGCUGCUGCUCCUCAGAGCCAGGAGGAGGCUCCUGCCGCUCCUCCUCUGGUCGGAGAAGACGCUGAGCUGGUGGAGCAGCUCAGAAAGAACAUCGAGGCUCGUCUCAAAGUGUCGCUGCCAAGCGACCUGGGGGCAGCACUGACAGACGGGGUGGUGCUGUGUCACCUGGCCAAUCACGUGAGACCACGGUCCGUCCCCAGCAUCCACGUUCCCUCCCCCGCUGUGCCUAAACUCACCAUGGCCAAAUGUCGACGAAAUGUAGAGAACUUCCUGGAGGCGUGUCGCAGGAUCGGAGUCCCACAGAGUCAGUUGUGUCUUCCUCUUCACAUCCUCGAAGAGCGAGGGCUCCCCCAAGUGGCCGGAACCGUCAGCGCCCUGCUCGACCUGGCCCCGCCCCGACACCCCAUCACCACAACAACCGCCACAUCAUCAUCAUCAUCAACCACACCUGGACCCUCCGUCACCAUGUAGACAACGCUAACACCACCACCACACGUGCUCAGUCAGCCUCAGGAAACCAACAACCGUACAAGUUUUAGAUAAAAACCUCGAGAACAUGAGGUUGGCGUCUGAUGGAGACGUGAACAGAGCUGAACAACAAAAUCACAGUGACGCUAGCUCAGUUUUUAUCUCAGAAUGAUCAAACUUUAAAUAAAUGAAAGUCUCAGAGACAUGGGUGAGUGUUUAGACGAACAAACAAAUUAAUGCUAACUGUUAGCAUCAACAUUAACUGACUCUUCUGGGUCUGGUUGAAAAUUAAAUCACCUUCUUACAGGUGAUAUUAGAUCUCAUUUACAGUCUUGUUUUUUAUUUGUUUUUUUCUUACAUUGUGAUUGGCUGAGCUGCCAGUCAUUUUAACACUGUUACAGACCAAUGUGGAGGUUUUUAUUUUUCUGCUAUUUCUAUCUGACAAUACUGAUCAUUUAAUUUUAUUUAACUUAAAUAUUUAUGGUUCUAUAGAGGAAUGAGGUGAGAGAACACGUUUCCAACGUGGUCUUAAGACUUUGACAAAACAAAACUAUAACUUCGACUUAUCCACACCCAAAACCAAAUCACCAAACAUUUCACUAAUGAACUGUCUCCAUAAAUAAACCCUGACUAAGUGAGUUUGCACAUGAAGCUAAUGAAGCUAAAUGCCAAUCGCUAACUAUAGCUAACGUAGAUGCACAUUUGUUAGUUUAAAAAUGACACUAAUGUAGCUCGCUGCUAAGAAUAGCCAACACCAUUUUAGUUGGUUUGGAACUGACGCUAACACAGCUAGCUAACAUUUAUCUACUGUUGGAGUUGAUUGCAGCAGUGGUAAUGAAGAUUCUUUAUGCACACGCAGCUAAAUGCUAACAGCAGUCAACAUAAAACAGUAGCUGGUUGCACACUGCUAAUUUGAAUUUAUAAUGAGUCCAGUUGGUUUAGAGGUUAAGCUAAAACAGCUAGCUGUAAACAUAGCUAACAUUAGUUUGAAGUUGAAGCUUAUGUACCUGACGUCUAAUGGUAGUUUAGAUUGAUUAAGCUAGUAACUGCUAGCUAACAUAGAUAAAAGUACUGAUAGCAAAAAAACAUUAGUUGGUUUGAAAACUUUCACUGCUAAUGUUAGUUACCAUUAUGAGUCUAGUCAGUCCAUAAUUACUUAAGUUUACAUCUCAUAUUUAAAAUUCUAACAUUCUCUUGGUAUGAGGCUAAUGUGGCAUCAUGCUAACACUGGUUAAUAUGGAUAAAGUCAGUUUGUAGAUUUCACUAACGCUGCAGAUUAAAGAUAAAGAUAGAGAAUAGACGUACAGUAGUUAGCUGAGACUGUUAGCUGUUAGAAACUGUUAACUGUCUAGCUGACACUAAGGUUAGCUAUAAAGUAGCUAACAAUAAUUAGGCAUUAGCCAACAUUAAAUGACUUCAGAGAGGUUUGAAGCUAUUGUAGCUCAGUGCUAAUGCUAGCUACCAUGUUGCUGUAAUUGGUUGAGUCUUCAGCUCUGUUUUUCGUCUCCAUCUCAUUCAGACUUUAUCAUUUUUUAACGUUUAACGAGGCAGAAAUUAGUUAUUUCCUCAGUCUUUCUGGUUUGAGGUCGAUCUGACGGACGUUAAACCCUGAGCCCUGACUCGGAGGCUCGUCAGCGUCCACAACAGACGGACGUCUUUGUUUUUACUUUGCACCCUGUCGUUGAUAUUUUACUGUUUUUAUUUUGUACCUUUCUGAGCUCUGACGGAGGUUUGUAGUUUCAGGUUGGACAGAUGUUAGCAGCUGUUCGAGACUCUGUCACCUCCUGAUCGAUUGUCCACGUGAUCAGGACCUUCAUCAAUAACCUGUUCACUGACUGGAUCAGACUCUGAUAAAUACGAUAGUCACCUCAGAUUUUACCUGAACUGUAUCAGUCCUGAUGUGAUUGGUCGAGGUUGAUCAGGUGGUGACGUUGUCUCCUCACCUCGUCCUCCUCGUGUUUGUGUUGCAUGCUGGGACAGUUUUCAUGUUGAACAGGUGACUUGGAUCCUCCUGACCUGACACUAAAACACUGUGAGGACGAGUCCAGGUUCA